Molecule: messenger RNA, 1128 nt
Organism: Drosophila biarmipes
Lineage: Eukaryota; Metazoa; Arthropoda; Insecta; Diptera; Drosophilidae
Product: CD63 antigen
Exons: 4
Coding region: 154-861 (235 amino acids)
Cellular component (GO): membrane
Source: RefSeq, a predicted model, not a curated record
GCUCAACUGCGAAGAGCCCACUUGAAAGUGUUGUUGUUCCGAUAAGAACGCGGGUGUGCGGAUAAAUCAAACGAAUCAUCGCUGCCGUGAUUUAAGCAGUUCUUUACAAAUAAGUCAACCAGCGCGUAACAAAGCAACACUUUUCGGAGCAUCAUGGCAUCCGGCGGCUUGGCAUGUGUCAAAUAUUUGACAUUCUUCUGCAACCUUCUUUUUGCGCUUUCCGGACUUCUCAUCUUUCUGGUGGGGGGAAUGGUUCAACUGAACUAUGCUCACUAUUCGAAUUUCGUAAGCGAUCACAUCUGGACCGCUCCCAUAAUACUGAUGAUUGUCGGAGCCGCAGUUGCCGUCAUCUGCUUCUUGGGAUGCUGUGGAGCCCUCAAGGAGAGCAGCUGCAUGAUACUGAGCUUCGCCAUUCUCGCCGUGGUCAUCUUCCUGUUCGAGAUCGGACUGGGCGUUGCCGGCUACGUGAAGCACACUGGUCUGCAGCAGCUCAUGGAGGGACAAUUCAACACGACCAUGAAGCACUACAAGGAUCGGGCCGACUACCGGGAUGCCUGGACCCUGCUGCAGACCGAGCUGGACUGCUGCGGCACGUUCGGGCCGAGCGACUGGGAAAACAACUUCGCCAACAAGACCCUGCCGGCAGCGUGUUGCUCUGUGAUUAACCUAAGCGAGGCCAAGGAAUGCACAUCUGUCCAUGCAAACAAGCAGGGAUGCUUGCAGAAACUUUUAGACAUCUUGGACUCGAAGACUUUGAUCCUGGCCUCAGUUGUAUUGGCAGUGGCGGGUAUCCAGAUGCUUACCAUACUGUUCGCCUGCUGCCUCUAUCGUUCGUUUCGCAGGAGCUACGAUCACGUUUAGGUUGCGCAGCGAGGAUCCCGUAUGUCGCAUUUAAAGCGGGAACACCAAUUUUAGUAGUUUGUAGUCGUCAUACAAAGUUUUCACGUUGGCUUGUCUUAAUUGAACAUGGUCACAAGCACUUACACAAACAAUUCAUCUGUUUCACUUGCCCAUUGAAGGCUGAUUAUAUAUAACUAGGGCAUAUAUUAUAUGUUGUACCUUAGUUCCUUGAAUACAUCAUUCAAAUACAUUGUAGGCAAAACGAAUCUCUUGCCUAAUUAUAUCCAA